This is a messenger RNA of Meriones unguiculatus (Mongolian gerbil), 5363 nucleotides long. RefSeq names its product Rho GTPase activating protein 19 (gene Arhgap19). The transcript has 13 exons. Bases 423 to 1670 code for a protein of 415 amino acids. Gene Ontology annotation, molecular function: GTPase activator activity. Gene Ontology annotation, cellular component: cytoplasm. Gene Ontology annotation, biological process: regulation of small GTPase mediated signal transduction; signal transduction. The record is from RefSeq and is a predicted model, not a curated record. NCBI's taxonomy places the organism in Eukaryota, Metazoa, Chordata, Mammalia, Rodentia, Muridae.
GGACCGAGCUGCCGCGGAAGAUGGCGGCUGAGACGCUGAACAGAGGGGAGGCGCCUUCCUGCGACUCCGGCCGGAGUUGGCCUAAAGGGAUCUGAAGGUGUCAGAUCCUUUGGAAUUGGUGUUACAGACAGUUGUGAGCUACCAUGUGGGUGCUGAAAUUGAACCCAGGUCCUUUGAAGAGCAGCCAGUACUCUUAACCCACUGAGCCAUCUCUCCAGCCCCUUGCCUGGAUAACAUGUAGCAAUGCCAUCUGCAAUUUUGUUAUUUGCAACAACUCUCCCCUUGGAGGCCAGCCUGUUAUCUUCAAUCCUGACUUUUUUGUGGAGAAACUCCGACAUGAGAAACCAGAGGUGUUCACCGAGUUGGUGGUCAGCAAUAUCACAAGACUUAUUGAUUUGCCUGGAACUGAGCUUGCUCAGCUGAUGGGAGAAGUGGACCUUAAGUUGCCUGGUGGGGCUGGUCCAGCGGCAGGAUUCUUCAGGUCUCUAAUGUCUCUCAAGCGGAAGGAGAAAGGAGUGGUGUUUGGAUCUCCACUGACAGAGGAAGGCAUUGCCCAGAUAUACCAACUGAUUGAGUAUCUGCACAAAAACUUGCGAGUAGAGGGCUUGUUCCGAGUACCAGGCAACAGCGUCCGGCAGCAACUUUUGAGGGAUGCUCUCAAUAAUGGAACCGAUAUUGACUUGGACUCAGGAGAGUUUCACUCAAAUGAUGUCGCCACCCUGCUGAAGAUGUUUCUGGGAGAGUUACCAGAGCCCCUGCUGACCCAUAAACAUUUUCAUGUCCACCUCAAGAUUUCUGAUUUGAUGCAGUUUGAUGAUAAAGGAAAUAAGACCAACAUACCAGACAAGGAGCGGCAGAUUGAAGCUCUGCAGCUGCUCUUCCUCAUCCUCCCUCCAGCCAAUCGUAACUUGCUGAAGUUACUGCUUGAUCUCCUGUAUCAAACAGCUAAGAAGCAAGACAAGAAUAAGAUGUCUGCCCAUAACCUUGCCCUUAUGUUUGCACCCCAUGUCCUGUGGCCCAAAAAUGUCACUGCAAAUGACCUUCAGGAAAAUAUCACAAAGUUAAACACUGGGAUGGCUUUUAUGAUCAAACACUCCCAGAAACUUUUUAAGGCUCCUGCUUAUAUUCGAGAAUGUGCUAGAUUGUACUAUUUGGGCUCCAGAACACAAGUGUCAAAGGAUGAUCUUGAUCUGACAACCUCAUGUCAUACCAUGCCCUUCCAGCUGGCAAGGUCUCAGAAAUGGAACAGGGUAGAUUCUUGCUCUCAGCAGGAGGAAACCCAGCAACAUACAGAAGAGGCAUUGAGAGAACUCUUCCAACAUGUUCAUAACAUGCCAGACUCAGCGAAGAAGAAACAACUUAUCAGACAGUUCCAUAAGCAGUCUUUAACUCAAACGCCAGGGCGAGAACCUUCUACUCCCAGGGUCCAGAAGAGAGCCCGCUCACGCUCCUUCAGUGGGCUUAUUAAGCGCAAAGUCCUGGGCAACCAGAUGAUGUCAGAAAAGAAAAACAGCCCCCCUACUCCAGAGUCUGUGGCCAUGGGGGAACUGAAGAGAGCCAGUAAAGAGAAUAUGAGCUUGUUCUUCUCUGGCUCUCCAACUGUCACAAUGACACCAACAAGAUUGAAAUGGUCUGAGGGGAAGAAAGAGGGGAAAAAAGGAUUCUUCUGAAAGACCUGUUACUUCUCCUGUCAUCCACAGUGAAGUUUCUCUUUAGUGGGACAGGUGUUAUUUCUGUUCUCAGUGAAGUUUGGACCUGCAGCUUGCUUGCUGCAUUUUGGAUUGUGAAAGCCAACUCAACCCCUGACCCGACUGAUACCUCUAACCCACUCACUGGAUGUCUCUGAAGCUGUGCCCCUGAGGGAAUGCUGCACACUCUGUUUGUUUCAGUGUCAGGAAGCUGCUAGCUGCCUGCCUCCUUACACAGUGCAGCAGGUAGACAGGGCCAGCCAUGCAUAGUCAAUGUGCUCAGGUCUGUUCUCUUUCUUCAAAAUUUUGUGUUUAAUUUUGUGUUUAGUAAUAUUUUUUAGAAAUACUGUCAGUCUUAGUGGAUUAUUAUUUUUAACUGGUAUUUGGGGCUUUCCUCUGUGUUGUUAGUAUUGAAUAACUGGUUGUUUUUUUAUUUUUAUUUUUCCUACUGUUUUAAAAGCCAUUAUUUAGAUUCAUAAUCUAAGUGAAUACUAAGUUAAAAGUCUUUGACUCCUUUUCAUUUUGAGCUUGAGACAAGGCUUUGUCUUACAUGUGUUCAAAGAAUGCGCAGCUCUCCUAGGCGUUCUUUGUCACUUCUUGUAUCUAAUAGAGAGGAUCUGACCGGGCAGUGAAAAGAGGCUGCACCCAUGCCUCACUGUCCUCCCCUUGUGGUGCGAGGAUAGUUGUGUGGUUGUUAACUUGACUCCUUCAUUAGUACCCUCUCACUGAAAACAUUGCUGGUGCCACUGCCACCCUCUGUGCCAGAUGACUGUGACUUGAGAAAUGUCGCGACCAGCUACACAGAGCUUGCUGCAGUCUACAUGUGGUGGAAACUCUGAAGUAGGCCCAGGAGGCGCUGGCUGGCUUUGGUAGGGUCCUGUCACACAUUCCUAGGGAUCAAAUAUGUUGCUUCACUGUCUCCUGAGAGCCGUUUGCAAUCAGGAAAGGCAUGUGUAGCAGUUUCUGCAGGGCCCAUCUGAUUUAAUAGGAGAGUUCCCACAAGGAGCAGGUGUGGUGUGUCCCCAUAAUCUAGCACAGUUGUUUACUGCCCUUCUCCUUGUCAGGAUGGGCAUAGGAAGUGAUGGAGUACAGCAGAGCCACUUCCCAUUGAGCAGUUGAGGAUGUUGAGGUGUGGGCCUGGCUUUGUUGAACUGUGCAACCAUCCUCACCCCACUGUGGGGAACCAGGUACCCAGCAAAAUACGGUUUGCCAACCUGAUGAUAGACAGUUGAAAAGUUGUGUUGUUGUUGAGAUGAAGGCUGACUUUGUGUCUGUCUUCACCUCUCUCUUCCACACCAUACUGUUUAACAGUAAUAGUGAAGGAAAAUGUGUAUUUGGCCUUUUAGCUGCAUAGUUUGGGAGCAGUGGAGGUGUGAGAAUCUACAAUGAACUUUAAGUUCCUUUCUCUAAAGCAGUUUUAGGUUAUCCUUAAAGAUUUUUGUUAGCAAAUUCUUUUGUCUAGGUUUCUGUUAUUAUUAACAAGAAAAAUUUCUUUCUUCCUUUUUAAAUUUCUUGUGCCGGGUAUAUAAUAUGGUCAAACAGAAAAUCCUUUUGUAUUAGCAAAUCAGAGAAGUUCACCUCAGCAUGGAGCUUGCUCUAAGUGUGUUCCACCAUGCUGUAAUGUAGCACUAUGCAGAGAGCCGAGCAGUGCCUUGAUGUAUCUAAGAGUCUGCAUUCUGUUAGUGAGACAGAGAGAGAGAGCAGGACUUAGGAGAUGAGUGUGAGCUAAUGGAACCAAUGACGAGGGGUGCUCUGGAUGAGGCUGGUGAGAGAGAAGUGUGCCCUACGCACAUGCUUUCCUGUAGCUGGCCUUUUGGGCAGUUAGCGUGUGUCUUUGGGAAUGUAUAUUCUAUUUAUUUAUUGGAUAGUCAUUUUCUUGCUGUAAGGGUAUUUUAGGUCAUUUUUUUUCUCAUAGAAGCUGUGAUCCAGUGCAGAAUAAACUUGAGGAACAGCAUAACCUUCUGUGUCUUAUAUGUGGCUGUUCUAACCCUGUGGGAUCUUCUGGGAAACUUAGACAGAAGCUUCGUUGUUGUCCCAGAAGGUGCUGUUGCCCUUCUGACAGGGUGUACAGUUGCUGUUUUUGAGCCAGUGUUUAACUAAUGUGCUUAAUCUAUGUCUUUUUUUUUUUUUUUUUUUUUUGGAGGGGGCUGUGGUUUGAGACAGAGUUUUUCUGUGUAGCCUUGGCUUCCUGAAACUCACUCUGUAGACCAGGUUGGCCUCGAACUCAGAGUUCUCCCUUCUCUGCCUCCUGAGUGCUGGGUAUGUGUGGCACUGCCCGGCUGACUGAUGUUUUAAAGGAUGUCUGUUGUGUUUAUUUUUAUGUUGGAGCAAUCUCUUUGGAAGUGCCUUUCCUUUCUUUCUGGGGUUAAUUGCCACAGGCUGCCAUGCUGUGUCAACACAGGGUAGUAUAUGUUUGCCAGAGGGACAUGAGUAUGAAGAGACAGAUCAUAUCUGAUUUGGAUCUGCACUACGUAAAUGAGUGGAGGCUGUGGGCCCUUUUUCUAACUUUUCACCGGAUUUUCUCACUGAGAUCAGUGAUUAGGUUUGAACUCCCACUCCCAUUCACACACACACACACACACACACACACACACACACACACACACACACUGUGUAGAAAACAAUACUUGGGAGACAACAUUGGUUGUAUCAGAGUGACAGAACAUUUUAGAAGCAUAGCUGAUGAAUCCUGAGGGAACCCACAGUUGGCUCUCCACACAGAAUGUGCUGAUUCCUCCUCGAGUCAGUCAGGAUUGCUGAGGAAACACCUGUGGGAGAUGAGGCAUUACAGGGCGGAGCUCUGGAGGCCACUGUUUUGUGGCCUGUAUAGAAGUCAGCUCACCUCAGAGCAGAGCUGUUCUUUCCUCUUGAGUAGUGUUUCUGUCUGGCUUCCCUCAGAGGAGCUUGUAUCUGUGGAUGAUUUAAAAUACUGCCUCCUAGGGGACAAGGCAGUCACUGUGACUGGCCAUGUGAACAUGCAGAGGCAGGAGGCCAUAUUUGAAAGAGCUGUCUCUAGACUGCCUGCCUGCUUGCUCCAUGGAGACCUCACUAGCACUGUCAUUUCAGUCAGGUCUUUUCUCUAUGACAUCCUUUUCCCGUGCAGACAACAUCAUCCCUGCUCUUCUGCUCUAAAGUCUUUAGACUGAUAUUAGGAUCAAGAUCUAAACUGAUAGGACUAUCCUAGAAUUUGGAGAGAACCUGGCUUCCUAAGAUGAAGCUUUUGAGUGACCGCAGUACCUACUAGCCUGAUGGCAGACUCCCUGUCAAAAGCUGGUUUUACUAGACAGCUAAUGCGAGAACAGUGUGGAGUUGAUGGAGGUGGGCUGGUGAGGAGGUGGAGGAUAAAUAGUCUGAGUGCUUGUGUCACCAUGGAAACUGGAGCUCAUGAGGCUACAGCCCAGGCUGAAGAGCCUUUGAGCAUGCCCCUGACAUGCUUGGACCAGUGGGCUACAGGGAAGGCAUUCUCUCACCCAAAGUCUUUCAGCAAGGCUCGCCUGUGCACACUCUCUGCACUCACUCACCCAACCCCCAAAAGGUUUAAGAGAAGGUUGCUUCUAUUUGUUAUUUUUCAUUAUUUUGCAUAUAUAUAUGUAAUUGUAAAGAAACACUCAUAUAUAUUGUCUUUUAUAUUCAUGUACUAUUCUGAAAUUAAAUUUCUUCUGUUUCAUAUCUAUG